Messenger RNA from Cuscuta epithymum, 2941 nucleotides. The record is from the annotation of a GenBank genome assembly. Lineage: Eukaryota; Viridiplantae; Streptophyta; Magnoliopsida; Solanales; Convolvulaceae.
AUAAAGGAGGGAAUGUGAAUGGACUAUGGAGAUAUAACUAAAAGGAAUUGUAUGAUCUGCUAUUUCUUGGGUUGAAUUCAUUCACUCUUUUCUGCCCGUCUCCAUCAUUGCCCACACGUCCAUCUCGCUCUCUACACAUACUCCACUUUUAUAUACUAAUAAUUGGUAUUUUCUUCUCUCUAUUCUGCAAUUUACAAACACAAAAGUUGACCCUUUUUGCGGCAAAGAUUGAAACUUUAGCAAGCGAGUGUCUGAUCUGUAUUGGUCUGGCCUUCUUUUUUGUUAAAGAGGAUGACUGUGGAGGAAAUACGAGGGAAUAUGGGGACUGAGAACGGUAAUUAUGACAACUUCCCUGUUGGAAUGAAAGUUCUUGCUGUUGAUGAUGACCCACUUUGCUUGAAGUUACUGGAAACCCUGCUUAGGAAAUGCGAAUAUCAUGUAACCACAACAAGUGAAGCAAGAAUGGCACUGAAUAUGUUGAGAGAAAACAAAGACAGAUUUGACUUGGUAAUUAGUGAUGUUCAUAUGCCUGAUAUGGACGGUUUUAAGCUGCUAGAACUUGUUGGUCUCGAGAUGGAUCUCCCUGUCAUCAUGUUGUCCGGAAAUAGUGAUCCCAAACUAGUAAUGAAGGGAAUAACUCACGGUGCUUGUGACUAUUUGGUCAAACCUGUUCGGAUUGAGGAGCUGAGAAACAUAUGGCAGCAUGUCAUCAGGAGAAAGAAGUUCGACUCCAAGAACCAAAACAAGUCAACUGAUCAAGACACGGCUCGAUUCGGUGGUGGGGAUGGCUGUGGACAAAUCAUGAAGGUGAACAAGAAAAGGAAAGAUGAGGAAGAUGAUAGUGAUGAUAAUGAGAACGAGAAUGAGGACCCUACUGCACAGAAGAAGCCUAGAGUUGUUUGGUCUAUAGACCUCCACAGGAAGUUCGUUGCAGCUGUUAAUCAGUUGGGCAUUGAAAAAGCUGUACCCAAAAGGAUUCUUGACCUGAUGAAUGUUGAUGGGCUUACACGUGAGAAUGUAGCAAGCCAUCUCCAGAAGUACAGGCUCUACUUGAAAAGAAUAAGUUCGGUAGCAACUCAACAGGCCAACAUGGUGGCUGCCUUUGGGGGGAAAGAAUCUGCUUACAUGCGAUUGGGCUCACUUGACGGGCUCGGAGAUUUCCGGACACUGGCAGGAUCAGGAAGAUUUACCCAUCCUUCUUUAUCUUCAUACCCACCAAGUGGCAUGCUUGGUAGACUAAAUAGUGCUGCUGGUGUAAACAUCCGGAAUCUUAAUCUCCCUCAAAAUUUGAGCCAGUCUUUUGGUACUCUUGGAAAGUUGGGUCCAGCCACAGGUCCAGCUGUUACCCCGAAUGCAAGCUGGGUCCCACCAUUAGAACUUGUUGACCCCUUGCAACAAAGUGACCUCAACCCGUUAGGUGGUUCCACGCUUCUUGGAGCUGCAAAUACAACAUUUCCAGAUCCAAGUUCUGGUGUUGGGCUAAUUGCAGGAGGAGUUGGAAUCCCGCAAGCUCUAAAUGUGGUUUCGUUAAAUUCUGAUCCGUUUAACCUCACAGUUAGCGGGUCUUCCAAUUUUCCUGACCAUGGAAGGUCGAGUGAGAAUUGGCAGAACACAAUUCAGGUCAACAACUUCCAGCCGGUGACCGAAACGUUCAAUCAUACCCCCCAACUGACACAAAAUUGUGUGAGAGAGAGUAGUUCUUCUGUGGGCCCGCGUUUACAGGGCAGCUGUCCCAUGUAUUCUUGCACCGCGUCUACUUCUGUUGGCCCUGAGAGGUUGGUAGGUGAUGCUGCCAGUCAGAGUACUAUUAAUCAUGUGGCUACUCAACAGUGGGGAGAACAUAGUAAACUUAAUAAUCACAAGUCAAAUGCUGUUUAUGGAAACACAAUAAGUUCUCGGGGCCCAGUCAACAACAUCGUGCCACAGCCUUUGACCCGGAUUGGUGUUGACCAAUGUGAUGACCUUUGCAACAACAGAGUGAUUGAUGCUUGUGGUGAAUCAAGUAUGGGGCCUUCAUUUCUGUUGCAACACAACAAGAAUGGGAAUUUGACUCCUGACUCAAGGGCGGGAUACUAUGGAGAGUACCUUUUUGAGCCACCAAAGCCAAAUGAGGCUUUACCCUCUCCAGGCUUUGGAUCUAUAGAUGAUCUGAUGAUGAGUUCAGUGAUCAAGCAGGAACAAGAUGAAGGCUUACUAGAGGGGGAAUUCGGGUUCGAUCCUUUCCCAUUUGGGUCAUGUAUAUGAAUUUCUUUACGAAAUCAAAGUUAUGUGUUGAUAUGCAGCUUUAUUAGUUUUUCCUUUUUAAGAGUUAAGAUGUUCCUCUUUUUACUUUUCUUAUUUGGGUAGGACUUUCUUUGUUUGAUAAUGGAAACAAGAUAUUGAUGUAAUUCUCCUCUCUAUCAGAUUGGUAGUUCCACGUUCUUUCGCACCAGUUUUCUCCAAAGUUAUGUACGGCGUUCGGUGUUGUCCUUUCUUUGCACCCGUAAAAACGGGCAAUAAAUUAUUAAAUUUCUUCCGAUGUCGGAUAUUUCUGCUGAAGAAGAGCUGUUCUUGAAGUCACCUAAAUUUUAUUGACUUGAAGUGGUCUACAACACUAUUUUAUUUGACUUGGGGCACUUGAAUGUAGAGAUGACAAUUGUGAACGAUCAGAUAGAUAUCCGCAUCGAACCGCCCAAGUCAAAAUGGGGAAAUCCGCAUUGACCGAGUAAUGGAUAUGGGGCGGGAAAUACCUGAUUUAUUUUUAUGGGUAAUAGAUUGGUUACGGUUUUAUACAUGUCCGCCCUGCUUAUUUUUAGUUAUAUUUUUAUUACAUUCUUAUCUGUUGGGAUUGGAAAAUUCUUCUAUUCAAUAUCAAGAAUAGAAUUACAAUAGGAGGAGCAAACUCUCACACUCAACUAUUACAAAAAACCAAUCCUAACCAAUACACUUCUACUCUAAGUGU